UGGCGGUGCAGUUUAAUCGAUGUUUGUGCGUUAAGGCUUGUCACAACCACAGAGUGAAAUUGAGAAAAUAUUUGUCCGACCAGUUUUUGCAUAAACUAAUAUAAUACUGAUAAACUCGAAACUACAAACAACAACAGUAAUUUUGACUUGUUAUUUCAUCGAGUUUUGCAAUGCUAGAUUUGACUCAUUGAUGUACCUGGGAUAUUAGAGGUUGCUACAUAUGUGAGUGAUAAUGACUUCUUUAAAUGAAACAACAGUUUUAUGUCGAACCAGGGCUCAGGAUUUGAGGAGUGUGAAAAAGCUUAAUUGCUGGGGCAGUGAAUUGUGUGAUGUCAGCAUUAUUAAGCAUAUGCCUAAUGUUGAAGUUUUGUCACUAAGUGUGAAUCAUCUAUCAAGUUUGGCUGACUUUGCUCACUGCCCGAACCUUCAAGAACUUUAUAUAAGGAAGAACAACAUUUCUAAUAUCAAUGAAAUUUGUUACCUACAAAAAGUACCAAAACUUCGAAGUCUUUGGUUAGCUGACAAUCCAUGUGCAGAGAAAGAAAAUUACCGCAUGACAGUCUUACGUGCAUUGCCACAUCUUCAGAAGCUUGAUAACUUAAUGGUUCAGCCAGAGGAAAUAGUCCGAGCCAAGAAAGAAGGUGAUAUUUUAAUCCAUCCUGAAGAUAUUGUAGAGAGGGAUGAAUCUCCAUUAGGAACCAGGGAGAUGCAUUCUGUAAAACCAGUUCACAUUCCAUCCUCUGUUCCACAAGCCAGAGAAUUUGAUCGCAAUGACUUAAGGAAGGAGGAACUUUGCCCAACUCGACCAGAAGUUUUAAUGGAGUUAGAUUUAAGAAAAGAAGAUAAUGUAAUGAAACAGGAACGUCGUGCUACUUCUCUCUUUGCCAGAGUUGAAAAAGAUCCUUUUGGUGAUGUUUACUCACCAGGAAAGGCUGAACACUGUCAGCCAUUUCACCUGACGUCGGAACCAUCCUCUCAGCAUGGUGUAGUUCCACACCAACAUGCUUUCCAUGCUCGUGUCCAAACCCUAGUUGAUCAUUCUGGUAGACGAUCUCGCAAAAAUGUAGAGCUUGGCUGUGAGAACUCCCUUAUGACAAGCACAAGUGAUGCUGCUUCCAUAGGACAUCCAAUCAUAGAUUCAAGAGAUCUUCAACAGGCUCUUGAAUCUGAUAGCAGUGGUUCCAUCGGAGAUGGAUAUCGUUAUGUCCACAGGGUCCAACCACUUGAGGUGCGUCAUAUUUCUCAUUCUGAUAAUGUGCAUCACAAUGGUUCCAAUCAAAAAGGUGACAAAGUAUCACCUACUCGUCUUCUUACAAAAGGAGGAAAGAAUAGGCAGAAUGCCAACAUCCUAUCAGCAGUUCUGUGCUUAAUUAAAGAGUUGGAUUAUGCAAGUCUUGAAGUUGUGGAGACAGCCAUUCAUUGCCGCAUGGAAGAAAUGGAUGAUUAAUUACCUCAAAUAAAGACCAUAUUUUGAUGGUUUUAACUUAACAACAAUAACACUUGCAAAGGAAAUAAUUUUAAAUCUGAUUUUACAGUUCUACAGCUAUUAAGGAAAUAAUUUUAAAUCUCAUUUUACAGUUCUACAGCUAUUGUUGAAAAUUUGUCACCAUGAUGAAAAGAGUUGCCAAGUAGAGUGCUUUUCUUUUUUUUAAGGUAAUGUUAUUAAAAAUAAUUUCACAUGUAGUUUUAUUGCUGUGAAAGCUGAAUCUUAAGGAAAGUAAAUGCUAAUAGAACUUUAAGACCUUGCAAAAAAGUGCUAAUGAGUCUUGCAUAAUUUCCUUUACAUUUUGUAAAAUAUUAGAAAAAAAAAGGCUUGUACAGAGAACUAAUGUAUAUUCCAACGUAUUAUGCUGGUAUACCAGAUACUGCAUUGUGUUUUCAAUUUUCUACUGAUUUCUUUGUUUUAUUUACAAUGUACAGUCAUAAAAAUCAGAAAAUUAAUAAAUUUGAGCAUUUUAUUUGUACAUAAUUUGCCAUUUAGUUUAUACAUUUAUUUAUGCAACACCUUUAACUGAUAAAGUUCAUGUACUGAACUACAGAAGUUCAUUAGGUUGUGCCAUGCAUCCACAUGGUAUUAUAAUAAGUCUACAUUAAGACUGUUUAUUUUAGUAGAAAAAUCUGUAGAUUAUUUGUUUGAUAAAGGCUUAUGUGGUCACUAUUAACAUUUGUUAGUACUAUCAAAAAGGCAAUGUUCUUGAUUUAAGCAGAUAUCUACGUUAUUUAGUACAUUUAUUUUCUUGGUCAUUUCAGGUUUUAAUCAGAAUUUGGUGGUAAUUAUGUAUUUUAUAUUGAUCUAUAGUGGUUUUUUUUCCAAUUCAUAAAGCUUUUCAUACAAGUUAAUAUUUGCUAACAUUUCUUAGGUAUUGAAUAUAGCUGAAUAUUAUUUCCAGUAAAAAAAUAUGAAUUUUACAAAUAUUCAAAUACAAUUAAUACUGUCAUCAGGGUUUCAACUUUACUUCUAGGAAUGUGUAAUAUUAACAAGAACAAUUUUUACAAACAGAUGUAGCUGCUUUACUGAAAUAUAGAUUUUUGCAAGUUAUGGUGCAGUAAAAAUUUAUUUAUCAUUUUGACACUGUAAAAGAAGUGAAUUCAUGAUGUAGUUUCAUAUCAAAAUUUAAUAUGAAACUUCACAAGUUUUACUGUGUUUUCUCCUUACUAAGUUGUUUGUUCUUUGUGGACAAUAUUAGUAGGUAUCUAUUUUUUCCAUAAUAUUGUAUUAGGGCCAAGAGGAUCUUGUCUAGCUCUAGUUGUUAGACCCAGUGCUAAAUAUACUUAGUGAAAUUUAUCAUAUGUGAUUUACUCAGUUUAUCAGUACAGGUAACAUGUAUAUACAUAAGAAGGUAUAGUUGGAGAACAGGAGUUGUGGGAGAUAAAAUGUGAAACUGACUUACUUUCUUGCAUUUUUAGCUCUUACUUAAUGGUUUUGGUGAAGCAUUAUAUUUUAUUGGAAUAUUUUCAUAUAUCCAUUAAUUGUGUUUAGUUUUGAUGUUUGGUGUAUAAGGAGGUUUGUAGUGUAUGGAUUUAAAAACUAAUUAUUGGAUAAGAAAUUGUGCAAGAAAGUUUACAUUAGAAAUGAUUGCUGGCUCAAUAGUUUUACAUGGAAGUUUAUGGCUUGGGAAGCUAAGAAAUGAUCACUGGCUCAGAGUUUGUAAGUUAAAAAUUUUUUUUUUUAGGGUGGGAGUAUUCAAAGUUUUGCACAAGGUCCAGGAAAAAUUCAGAACAGAAUCCUGAUGUCCAAGUAUUAUUUGCGUAUAUAUUUACAAUCUAAUUUGUGUUGAAUUUGAAAUUAAGCACAUAUUAAAUGUUACAAUAGUAGUUAAUAUUACUGUCUAAUUGUAAUCUGGGUAGUAAGUAAUGACUUGCAGUCAAAGGGAAUGUGGAGGCUCAUGGCAGUUAUUAUAUCCCCAUUGGUUGCUUUUGACAAGAUUCAUAGUGGAGAAAAAUUACUACCGAACAUUGUCAAAACAGAUGUCAGAUUUUUUAGCUAUGUCUAAUUUCCUUUUGGAAGUAAAUUUAUAUUUUCAAUUGGUUAGACAAUUUAUCCAAUACAUCAUUAGAAAGUGGAAUUGCUACUUGUUCUUAAGAUAUAGUUUGUUAUAUAAUUUUGCUCUGCCAGCUAGAGAGAGAGAGAGAGAGAGAAUUUGAACAGUUGGAGACAUCUGCAUUGUGAAGAUUAGAGAUGAAAGAUUAAAAUACUAUUGUGAUGAAUUUUGAAGAUAAUUUAUCUUUAAAAUUAAAGAGCAAAAGGAUUAAGGUCUUACAGAUUUGUGUAAAAUGUAAAACUUCCCAUCAGUUUGAGGGUCUAUAUUAGGAGUCAGUGAGUUAGUUAUUACAAGGGAUUGAUUUAAAUGUAUGCAUAUUUUAUUUUUCAAUUGGAGAUGAUGUAUUAUCCAUUGCAUUUUUUCUUCUGUCAAUCACUGUAAUCUAAUUGAUUACAUGGGUAUUUAAUGAUAUUAAGGGCAAGUGAUAAUCACAGCAAAACACAAAGCUGUAAUUGUGGAAUGGGUUUAAGUGAGAGCUAGAAGUAAGUGUACAAAUGAAUGCAGGUGAGUUAAAAACCACUAGAGAUAGCAGGCUUACAUGGAUCUGCAAAGACAGACAUUACACAGUGUUCAGCUACAUAUCUGUUUGUUGGAAUUAAUGUAGAAUACUCCAAAGAAAACUUGAAAAGGAACACAGUCCUUUAGGCCCUACGGUUCCAUCACAUGUGUAGAGUUAGUAAAGUUGGACAAUUAAUCUACUUAAUAUUAUGUCAUAAACAGAUGUUCUUUUUCACAUUAUCUGAGGUUUUCAAGCGUUUCUUUCUCUUGUGUUUCUGUAUUUUCCUAUCAUUGUACCUGGCUAUUAUUUAAAGUUUUGAUGUUAUAAAUGUAAAAGGUGAUAUUUAUGAGAUGGGGAAUAAUCUUUGCAUUAAACUGGUUACAGAUAGUAUUUAUAUUAAACCCCAAGUCCAUUUUGACUCUGCAACUUUAGUGUUAACUUAUCAGAAAAAAACAUUGAGGCACCAAAUUAUGGUUACAAAAAGUAAUUAAAUGUUGGUUUAUUACAUUUAAAAUAACAACUUUGAAGUUUAUUGACAUUUGUUACCGCUAUUUAUCAAGAGUAGAAGUAACAUAGAUUUAUUUCACGAUGUGGACACUAUCAAUAGUCAAGUCAUCUUUUUUUUCUAUUAUUGCCACAUUACUAAAAAAUACAGUUUUAUCAUACUAAAAAUCAUUGAAAGUUGGACAUGAAAAGAAGAGCAAUCAAAGCCAUCCUCAAACAUUUUCAAAAAAGCCUUUAGUAGGUAGUAUGCUUUCACUAAAAGUGGUUGAGUUUUUGACAAUUUCAGUAUCUGGCUGAUCAAAAUGUGAUUUUACUUCUCACAUUUCCAUUUCUAGCAAUUCAAAGUUGUUCUAAAUUGACAUAGACAACUACACUUGCCUAAUCUUCUUAGCUGUUUAAUGUACCAAUAAAGUUCUUGAAAUUGUUUUGUAAAAAAAAAACUCUUCAAAUUAUUCUAUUGUCCUCAGAUCCUUCAAGUGAGACAUUAGUAAGUAAUUUCCAUUGUCACAUGUUUGAUUUAAAGAUAUGGAGGAGAAAAUUUAUCUGCAAUAGAAAACACUAGUUAAGUAAACUUCAACACCUAAAUUUUCAAAAUUAGUCCAACUGCAUGAGCGAGCCAUUAGUUUUAGCUGUGUAAUCAUCUCGACUCUAACUGAUUUCUUUCAAAGUGCUGUUAGAACUUUGUUGAUCAGAAAGAUGCUAUUAAUAGAAGCAUUCAUUACUAAUAAUCUUUCAAAUAUGUUGUCUUUAUGAUGAACGUUUAUUACCUGUAUUAACUCAUAAAUAAUAGCUAUGCCAUUAUCAACAAAGUUACACUAUAUCCUGUAGACACAGAUUUAAAUUGUGACCCAAGCAAUGCAAAUACAAUUAUCAUUUUUUUUUCUUUUUUAACAAGAGCUUUAACACUAUUAUGCACAUCACCCAUACUUGUAGCAUCAUCAUAAGCUUGGCCUCUGCAAUGUGACAGUGAGUUUGGAUCAGCACAUCUUUGAUAUUACUAAGUAAUGUUAAAGAUUUGGUAUUCAACUGCACAAGACCAAGUGGCUCCUCUUGAAUUAAAUAAUUGCUAUAAAUCCACCAAGUGAUAUGCUCAUUACUACAAAUACCUGUUGUUUAAGCAAUUAUAGCAAACCAUUGUUUUUAAUACCAGUUAAAACCUGCUCCAUCACAAUGUUAUCCAUUUCCAUAUUAUGGUAAAUCUUUUAUUCACAAUUUCUAGUAAAAUGCAUUUCCUUGUGGAAUUGCAGUCUUUUAGUUCUGGGAAAGCUUCAUUUUAAAAAGUUAACUAACAAAAGUUCCCUUCAAAUGCUACAAGAUCUUUAUGAUGGCCUCUCAUUGGAAACACCUUUGUUUAACCAGGAAGUGAACACAUAAAAGCAAUUUUACAAAGAAUACUCGGUGACGUUUUUAAGUUAUUUCUAGUUGUGUAUCCAACUGAAUAGCAAUUGUAGUAUAUAGUGACUUAGCUUUUAUAUCACUUUCCAAUGUAGAUCUAGAUAAUUUAUUUCAUGCUGAGCAAAUUACUGAUGAUCUUUCUUCAAAUUACAAAACUCAUCUUUAAGAAAAAUAAUAUUUUUGGAAAAUUUAGAGAAGAUUCUUUUCUGAUAACUGUGAAUGUCACUACUGUGGUGAACCAAGUACCCUACAACACCUAAUACUGUCUUAAUGGACUCCAAAAAAUCUAUACCACUAUUCCAAGCCAAAGAAAGCAGGUGUAAUGAAGUUCUAUAGUAGACAGAUGCAACCUAGUUGGUAUGGAAAUCAGUGUGUUUACUAAUGUACUUUAGAGCUUAAAAAUAUUUUGUCAUGCAUAGAAAGCUGCUGAACACUAAUGGCUCUGACAUUUCAAAAUAUUAGAAAUCUGUUUUUCCUGAUGGUCAAAGUUGUAAUGAUUCAUAACUUGUUGACAUAUGUAUUCUACAUAAUUGAGUUAUUAAAACUUCAUUUUUUUUGUUCUAUAUGUAGGUUGUUUUUCAGCUACCAUACUAAGUGCUGGGUUGGGCUAAUUGGAUAGCCAGGUCAGGCUUGCUAACUAAUUAUUUGGUCAAGCAUGCCGACUUGUGUACAAUUUUAUUACACUUAAGACAUAAAAACAUUUUAUAGAAACUUCUACUCCAUGCUUCAAAAAUCCAUGAAAGUUUUUUUUCAUGUGCUAUCAUCAUAUAGAUGAUAUAAUGCUUGUUGUACAGCAUGGCUCAUUAGAGACUAGAUAUAAUGCUUAUUGUACACCAGCAUGGUUUAUUAGAAACCAGAUAUAAUGCUUAUUGUACACCAGCUUGGUUCAUUAGAAACCAGAUAUAAUAAUCAUUCAUUAGAGAGUGAAUAUAAUGCUAUUCGUAUAUGAACAUGGUUCAUUAGAAACUGGAGGUAAUGGUUAUUGUACACAACCUUGGUUCAUUGGAGACUGUAUAUAAUGUUUAUUUUAUAGGAACUUUGUUCAUAGCUUCCAAGUAUGAGACACAAGUUAUUCAGUUUCUGUUUAUGAUCAUGCCAAAGGAUGCUUAUAUGAUUGAACCAAAUGCCAGUGCUUGACCUACAGGCUAGCAUUAAUGUAACAGUGUCUAGCACAUGCUGUUCAAAUUAGGUAAAGUGGGGAUGAUAUAUAUGUUGCCUUUUAACCUCAGCCAAAUUUGGUAUGUUGAAACAUAUUCUCUACACUCACGGCUAUAGUAUUUGUAAGAAAAUUCACUUAAGUUAAUUGGAAUAAAAUUUUUACUGUACCGUGCACUUGAUAAUAAACAGCUUAUUUCCUCUUGUUGCAUCACUAGGGUUGAAAAGAAUCCAAUUACGAACUCGUAUAAAAGUUAUGCUGGACCAAGU
Messenger RNA from Limulus polyphemus (Atlantic horseshoe crab), 7365 nucleotides. RefSeq lists its product as uncharacterized. The transcript has 7 exons. The record is from RefSeq and is a predicted model, not a curated record. The coding region runs from base 233 to 1447 and encodes 404 amino acids. Gene Ontology annotation, molecular function: protein binding. Lineage: Eukaryota; Metazoa; Arthropoda; Merostomata; Xiphosura; Limulidae.